CGAAAAAAAUUCGUUAAUUCCUGGACCGUCUGAUUUCUUUGAUUGUUCAAAGUAAUCAAUAUCAAUGGCUGCAAAAGGAGAAGGACCCGCUAUCGGAAUUGAUCUAGGCACGACCUACUCCUGUGUCGGAGUAUGGCAACAUGACCGAGUCGAAAUCAUCGCCAAUGACCAAGGCAACAGAACGACGCCGUCUUACGUCGCUUUCACCGAUUCCGAGCGUUUAAUCGGCGACGCUGCUAAAAAUCAAGUCGCCAUGAACCCUAUCAACACCGUCUUUGAUGCUAAGAGGCUAAUUGGGCGAAGAUUCACUGAUUCAUCGGUUCAAAGCGAUAUAAAGCUUUGGCCGUACAAGGUGAUUGCCGGCUCCGGCGAUAAACCGAUGAUCAUCGUUAGUUACAAAGGCGAAGACAAGCAAUUCUCCGCCGAGGAAAUCUCUUCCAUGGUGUUAACCAAAAUGCGUGAAAUCGCCGAAGCUUACCUCGGUUCCACAAUCAAGAACGCUGUCGUCACCGUCCCUGCUUAUUUCAACGAUUCCCAAAGGCAAGCCACCAAGGAUGCCGGUGUAAUCGCCGGUCUCAAUGUCAUGCGUAUCAUCAACGAACCAACCGCCGCCGCAAUUGCUUACGGUCUCGACAAGAAAGCAAGCAGCGUCGGCGAAAAAAACGUACUGAUCUUCGAUUUAGGUGGCGGCACCUUCGAUGUCUCGUUGCUUACGAUCGAAGAAGGGAUUUUCGAAGUUAAAGCCACCGCCGGCGAUACUCAUUUAGGCGGCGAGGAUUUUGAUAAUCGAAUGGUGAAUCAUUUCGUUCAAGAAUUUAAAAGGAAGAACAAGAAGGACAUUAGUGGAAACCCUAGAGCUUUGAGAAGAUUGAGAACUGCUUGUGAAAGAGCUAAAAGGACACUUUCGUCUACAGCUCAAACCACCAUUGAAAUCGAUUCCUUGUUCGAAGGAAUCGAUUUUUAUUCGACGAUAACUCGAGCUCGAUUCGAAGAACUCAACAUGGAUUUAUUCAGAAAAUGUAUGGAACCUGUUGAGAAAUGUUUGAGAGAUGCUAAAAUGGAUAAAAGUACUGUCCAUGAUGUUGUUCUUGUUGGUGGUUCAACUAGGAUCCCUAAAGUACAAUCCUUGUUACAAGAUUUCUUCAAUGGGAAAGAGCUUUGUAAAAGUAUUAACCCCGAUGAGGCCGUCGCAUAUGGCGCAGCGGUUCAAGCCGCGAUUUUAAGCGGCGAAGGGAACGAGAAGGUUCAAGACUUAUUACUCCUCGAUGUCACACCGUUGUCGCUCGGUUUGGAAACCGCGGGCGGGGUUAUGACCGUUUUGAUCCCACGAAACACGACGAUCCCGACAAAGAAAGAACAAGUUUUUUCGACGUAUUCGGAUAAUCAACCGGGCGUGUUGAUUCAAGUUUACGAAGGUGAGCGAGCAAGGACUCGAGAUAACAACUUGUUAGGCAAAUUCGAACUAUCGGGUAUUCCGCCAGCACCGAGGGGAGUCCCGCAAAUCACCGUGUGUUUCGAUAUCGACGCGAAUGGCAUCUUAAACGUAUCGGCCGAAGACAAAACGACCGGACAAAAGAACAAGAUCACGAUCACGAACGAUAAAGGUCGAUUAUCGAAGGACGAGAUCGAAAAAAUGGUGCAAGAGGCCGAAAAAUAUAAAUCCGAAGACGAAGAACAUAAGAAGAAAGUUGAGGCGAAAAAUGCAUUAGAGAAUUAUGCUUAUAACAUGAGGAACACCAUUAAAGAUGAAAAGAUUGGUUCAAAGCUUUCACCUGAUGAUAAAAAGAAAAUUGAGGACGCCAUUGAUGCUGCUAUUAAUUGGCUUGAUGCUAAUCAAUCGGCUGAAGCUGAUGAAUUUGAAGAUAAAAUGAAAGAGCUUGAGAGUCUUUGUAAUCCCGUUAUUGCUAAGAUGUACCAAGGCGGAGCUGGACCGGAUAUGGGUCGUGCUGGUGGCAUGGCUGAUGAUGUUCCGCCGUCUCGUGGCGGCGGUGGUGCUGGUCCCAAAAUUGAAGAAGUUGAUUAAGCUUUUUGGUUAAUUUAGUUUUUUCUUUUUCAGAAAUUUUCUUAUUUUGGAUUUUAUGCUUUUCUUAAUUUUCUUUUUGAUGAAUGCAAUUUCCAAUUUUUGUGUCUUGCUUGGAAAAA
Molecule: messenger RNA, 2142 nt
Organism: Gossypium raimondii (Peruvian cotton)
Lineage: Eukaryota; Viridiplantae; Streptophyta; Magnoliopsida; Malvales; Malvaceae
Product: heat shock cognate 70 kDa protein 2
Exons: 2
Coding region: 65-2023 (652 amino acids)
Biological process (GO): cellular response to unfolded protein; protein refolding
Cellular component (GO): cytoplasm
Molecular function (GO): ATP hydrolysis activity; ATP-dependent protein folding chaperone; misfolded protein binding
Source: RefSeq, a predicted model, not a curated record